UUAGAGGCAAGCCGAGAAUACAUUUAUUCGCUCAAGGACUUGAUGUUCGUACACGGACCUAGAUGUGAACAUGGGAAUUUCGUCAUCGCAGAGAUCCAGUUGCUCAAAUGCUAUGGCUGUGGAACAGCUGUGGCUUUGAUGGUGAUGCUGAGUGUUGGACCAUCUGCGACAGGCUUGUGUAUUUUCUGCUGA
Messenger RNA from Bipolaris victoriae FI3, 192 nucleotides. RefSeq lists its product as hypothetical. The transcript has a single exon. The annotation marks the transcript as partial. NCBI's taxonomy places the organism in Eukaryota, Fungi, Ascomycota, Dothideomycetes, Pleosporales, Pleosporaceae. The record is from RefSeq and is a predicted model, not a curated record.